This is a messenger RNA of Microsporum canis CBS 113480, 1095 nucleotides long. RefSeq names its product oxa1 multicopy suppressor. NCBI's taxonomy places the organism in Eukaryota, Fungi, Ascomycota, Eurotiomycetes, Onygenales, Arthrodermataceae. The transcript has 2 exons. Bases 1 to 1095 code for a protein of 364 amino acids. The record is from RefSeq and is a predicted model, not a curated record.
AUGCUGAAAUAUUCAACAUCAACAUCGACGAGACGAGACGAGCAAGAUGCGUUCGUCGAUGGCACUGAGGGCUCGAAGGACGCCUCUUCCUCCCCUGCCAAAGUCGCCUUUGCCCAUACAGCUACGCGCAAGACGGAGACUGCCGGGCAUGCCUCGCCCUCCACAAGCCCAGGAAAGACUCGACCUGUCGUCGUGACGGUGACUGCGGUAGCGAUGUUCUCUCUCUCGGCGUACGCAGGCUACCUGUACACGACCUACCGCAGGGCGGCUCGGUCCAGCCCGUCGUCCACGGCCGAUCAUGACGUAUCAGACCGGUACCGCACGACGGCAGCAUCCUACGACUCGGACGUCGACAUGGCCGAGCGGAUGAUGUGGAUGGGCAGGAAACGACGGGAGCUGGUGCGUAGGGCGCGAGGAGACGUGCUGGAGGUGAGCGCGGGCACAGGGCGGAACAUACCGUACUACCUGCUGGGCGAGAGGAGGGGAGUAGAUAGGAACGGCCGGGCGAGCGUGCUGGGCUGCAGGAGCGUUACCUUUGUCGACCUGUGGCCGGAGAUGGUGGACAUCGCCAGGUGGAAGUACGAGAAACUGGGCAGUAACAGGGAAAAGCAGAAGGGCAACGUCGACGUCAUCUUCCUGGCCCAGGACGCAAUGGCGCCUGUUGAGCCACCAGGCAGCCGGGACAGCAAAGGGACGAGGACGAAGAAGGAGAAGUUUGACACGGUGGUGCAGACGAUGGGACUGUGUUCGCACCCGGACCCGGUCAAGCUGCUGCGCCAUCUGGGCAGUGUGACGGAGGAGCGCGGCGGGCAGAUACUGCUGCUGGAGCAUGGACGGGGCUACUACGGUUGGGUGAACCGGCUGCUGGACGACCUGGCGCCGGCACACGCCGAUCGACACGGCUGCUGGUGGAAUCGAGAUAUCGGCGAGAUCGUGAGCCAGAGCGGGCUGGAGGUGGUUGAGAGCCGGCGCUACCACCUGGGCACGACCUGGGAGUUCGUCCUGCGCCCAGCCUCGACAGACGCCGGAUCUGCUCCUGCAUCUGAUGCAUCUACUGGGACAUCCGAGUGGUUGAAGCAGUCUCCUGGCCUAUAG